AUGUCAGAACCAGGCAUCCUCGUCGAAUACAAAGGCAAAAUCGCCAUCAUAACCCUCAAUGUGCCCAAGAAACUCAACGCCCUUGAUGGAACCCUAUACUACCAACUCGCACGCGCCAUGCACGAAGUCGCCGACCGCACCGACAUCUACAUCACCAUCCUAACAGGCAAAGGCCGCUACUUCUCCGCUGGCGCAGACGUAACCUUCGGCUCCCAAACCGACCCCACCGCCCUCGACGCUCGCCAAAUGUGGCUCAAAUCCUUCGUCUCCAACAACCUCCACAUCACCCAUGCCUUCUACACACACCCCAAGAUCCUCGUCACCGCCCUCAACGGCCCCGCAGUCGGCCUCUCCGCCGCCCUCAUCGCCUUCUCAGACUUCAUCUACGCUGCCCCACACGCCUUCCUCCUCACCCCGUUUUCCUCCCUCGGCCUCGUGACAGAGGGGAACGCGAGCGUGGGCUUUGUGCGCCGCCUCGGCAUCAGCAAGGCUAAUGAGGCGCUCAUUAUGAGCAAGAAGAUUGAGUGUGCGGAUCUUGUAUCUACGGGGUUUGUGAAUGAGGUGUUCGAUGUUGGGAAUAGCAGGGAUCAGGAUUACAGCAACAGAUUUUUGGCCAGGGUGAUGGCUGAGGUGGAGGAGCGGUUAGGGGAUCAUUUGAAUAGCGAGAGCUUGGUUCGGAUUAAGGCAUUGAUUCAGAAGCCGGAUCGUGAGACGCUGGAUCGGCAGGGCGUGGAGGAGGUGUUUGGUGGCCUGCAGCGCUUUCUCAAGGGUGUCCCGCAGGAGGAGUUUAGAAAGAUUGCCAGCGGGGAGAAGAAGCACAAGUUGUAG
Molecule: messenger RNA, 828 nt
Organism: Plenodomus lingam JN3
Lineage: Eukaryota; Fungi; Ascomycota; Dothideomycetes; Pleosporales; Leptosphaeriaceae
Biological process (GO): fatty acid beta-oxidation
Cellular component (GO): peroxisomal matrix
Source: RefSeq, a predicted model, not a curated record